AUAGACAUAAUCGGGCUAAAAAAUAAUCUAAUGUAUAUUAACUGGGCCUUAUUCCGGAGACACUGUUUUGGGCCGAGCAUUUUUCUUCCUCAGUUGAAGAGCCCACUGGCUACGUAAAAUUAGGAUGGGAUGACCCAGGACCUAAUCACAAAAAGAAGACCAAAGAUUGGUCUUGUCAGUCGUCAACUCGUCAUCUCACCGGCUCGCUCACCCCGAGUCCCCGACCCCUGACCAAACAGCCAAACACCCACCCAGCUGCUUUGUACUUUCAUAAUCAGGCAGCCGAUCGAUCUCGAAGCCCCGCGGAGAGACGGCGGAAGAAGACUAUUGAGAAAUGGCAGAGGAUCCUGAGAAGAAGUUCCACUCCAUCAUGGACAAGCUCUUUAGUUCCCCCAACUCUUCUUCUCUUAGUUCGUCCGCGGGAGAAUCGUCAAGAGGGAAGAAGCGGCCGAAUCCCGAGUCUGCACUAGCCUUAGUGGAGCCAAGAGCGAUGGGGGAUAAUCUCGAUGUUCCUCAGCGCUCUGUAGUAGCUCAGAGCAAUGUUCCGUUGUGUAGACCGUGGGACAGAGGUGACUUGAUGAAGAGGCUGGCUACUUUUAAAUCCAUGACCUGGUUCGGCAAGCCAAAGGCUGUAAGUGCUGUAAACUGUGCAAGGAGGGGGUGGAUCAAUGUGGACGCAGAUAUCAUAGCAUGUGAAGCAUGUGGUGCACGUCUCCUUUUUUCAACUCCAUCAUCUUGGCCACAGCAGCAAGUUGAAAAAGCAGCUUUGGUAUUUAGCUUAAAGCUGGAUAGUGGACACAAGUUACUGUGUCCAUGGGCUGACAACGCAUGUGAUGAAAGAUUGGCAGAGUUUCCUCCCACCCCAUUUCCAGUGCUAGUUGAUCAAUUUGAAGAACGCUCCUCAAAACUUUUGCAACUCCUGGCACUUCCUGUAGUUUCAUCGUCAGCCAUCGAAUACAUGAGAAGUCCGCAGCUGGAAGAGUUUCUUAGCCAGUCUCCAAAUCUCAACCUCUGGAAUGAAUCUGCCAGCAUAUCCGAAAUAGAGUUCUUGGGAAAUGAGAAAGAAGCUGAGAGUGCAAAGCUGUAUUAUCAGGCACAACUGUUAAUUAGUCUGUGUGGUUGGGAACCACAUUUACUACCUUAUGUUGUUGAUUGCGUUGAAAAACCAAAGGGGUCUGAAAUUUUGAAGUCAUCCCUUGCUGAUUCUACAAGACAUAGUUCAAGCAAUGUCCGUUCAGCCGCUACUGGACAAAGAGAGGUUAGUGAGGAAGGUAGGAGCAAUGUUGCAUCAUCUGUUGAUCCUAAUUCCAUCGUUUUGAAUUGCGGGCUUUGUGGAGCUAGUGUGGGAUUGUGGACGUAUUCUACCGUUCCAAGGCCUCUGGAGUUGUUUAGGGUGGCUGGAGUAGUAGAUGUAAAUAGCAACAGGAGUGGCGGGCAAGAACUAGAAAACACAGAUCCUGUUAACAAAGUUGGAGUUGUAACUUCUUCCUCAAACAGUUUUCUGUCUCCCCCCACGAGUAUGAAGUUCACUAUUGCUGGGGGUCCUCCUCCAACAAAACAGAACUUCAAAGCAACAGUAUCACUGCCUGUUAUUGGGAGGAAUUUGAGGGCCAGGCUGUCAUAUGACAAGGAUUUUGGAGACCAUUCAAAUGGAAGCCAGUUGGAUCCUGCAUCUCAGUCUCAAAAAUUAAUUGCUUUGAACAUGCCUAUGGAUCACACUGAAGACAAGGCAGGUGAUGACCUAUCUCAGUCUGAAACACUGGAUUCGUCAAAAGGCAAAGAACAUGAUGAAAGGCAGGGUAGUGCUGCGAACACUGAGCACUCGUCUGUGUUCAACUCUGGAGGUUGUAAAACUCCUGAAAAUGAUAAUGCUCAGCCAUUGUUGGAAGCAAGCACAAGUGUUACCCCAAAUAUACAGUCAAACCAAUCUGAAAGUUCUAGUAUUAAAAGCAGUUUGAUCUCUAUUAGAAAAAGCAACGGUGGCAUUGAAGGACCACAUAAUCAAGGAAACGGAGAAGUUGUGGUGUCUGGUACUGGAAAGGAAUUCAAGGAAGUUGCAUCGGAUAGAAGUGUGGAUUUUGAUCCCAUCCGACAGCACAGGCACUUUUGUCCGUGGAUUGUACCGACCAACAGUGGAGCAGCAGGUUGGCAGCAAACUCUGACUGCUUUGCAUCGCCAGAAUGAUCCAUCUAAUUCAUCACCCAAAACUCCUUCAGUCUCUUCCAUUAUCAAGGUUGACGAUCCCAUAACUUCAGUUCGAAGGCUUUUCAGGUCUCCGUCAGCCAAAAGGCCAAAGCUCGCUCCUGGAUCAAGCUGAAGCAUCAUUUCAUUUGCAGUGAAUUGAUUUUGCCAGGUGCGAACAUUAAGUCUUGAUCUUGAGAUUAAGAAUGCUGUGAAUAUACAAUCUUGGAUGAACCAGUCGGUACAUUUGCCAUGACCAUUCACUAGUGUUCUAGUGGAGAAUAUCCUAUUACUAAAUACAGUAUCUGCUUUUCUUGUUUAUUUCUUCUGGAAAGUAAGAACGAUACCAGCUUCUUGCAACAACAAAGAUCUCCCAAGUCCGCUCCAUAAGUAAAACAGCAAAAAGAAUGAAUGAACUUGGAGGGUUUACCACCAGAAGAACUUUUUUUAUCCCAUCAAACCACAGUUUGUGACAAUCACCUUUGAAUAUGGCCUGUUAAACCCCUCUCUGCAUCCACAGCCCUCUUGUACCCUAUCAGCUUUGCCACUCUGCUCACAGAACAGUCAUAGCAUUAUUCUUUCUGUUUAUGCAACAAUAAAUGGUGCAUGAAUGAACUUCGUACUGCAGAAAACAUACAAUAGGGUUUCUGCACCUAAGUAACUCCCUAUACUAUUCCUCGCCAGCUCGGCGUCCACGCCGUAGUAUCUUACCCCCACCAUGUUGCACGUAAUUCGAUGUGAUUUUGACGAAUUCUUUCUUUCUGUAGGUGAUGCCAGCUUGUCCACUCACCAGUUUACUAGACCUUGAAGCGCCAACCAGGACAACAUCAUCUUACAGACCAAUGACGACUCGACCUGUUGGCUUCCCAUCAAUGGAUGUAUAAAGAAAUUCCCGCCAUGUAGGUUCUUUGCUGCUGCUGCUGCUGCACAAUUGUUCACCACUCCUGCCUUCUUUGACGCUAUCUUCAGCUCUCGCUUUAGGGCCCAGCAGAAGCAGCAGCGAGGUAUUGCUGAAAACUGCGAGCUCUCUGUGUGAGAACUGGUUUUGGGGAUUCUCUCAGAAGCGGCAGUGAUGGAGAGGCAGGGGGAUUUGCGUAAUCGGCGCCGACGGCCAUGUGGGGAACAGGAUGAUUAUGAUGAUGGAGUUGAAUGUUGGAUUGGGAGAUUCUGGAGUUGUGUAACAUUUCUAUUUAUGAGUAUUUAUUUAUAGCUUCAGGUUCUGAGUCUUGGGAGUGUGUCUGUGAGCAAUGGGAAGCGCUAUGAUUCACUCGAGAUAAGGAAAGGGAAAGAAGCUAGUGCAUGGCCUUCUUGUAGUCGGUUGUUAUUCCUAUCUCAAACGGCCGGCCGGCCAGCCAGCCAGCAAGGGAUGGAUGUCUUUGUGGGGGUAAAGGGCAUAAAUGGGUCAUUCGAUCGUAUUGUUGUUUGUUUGUAUUUCCUUUGCCGCGGUUGGUCCAAUUUCGCGGAUGAUUGUUUGUAUCAGAUUGUGCCACGUGAUCGAAGUUCUUGCAAGCUCUACAUCGCAUCUCGAGUAUAUUGCGACUGAGUACAAGAUGGGAAAAUGGCGUUGGGUAUGAUGAUUGAUGACUAAUCUAAUCUAUACACGAAUUCAUACAUACCCAUUGAUGAUUCAUAGCAGAAACCUGUAAUUCGGCUUAAUGCAGUUUUUUAUUUAUCAUAAAAAAAAUCACCAUUAAUGUUUAUUUAUUACAUAACUUAGAAUCAAGCAACAUAGUUCUGAACAAAAUAUAUUUUAUUAUUUUUAAUGUAAGAGGCAAGCAAAUAAGAUUAUUAACUAUUAUUUAAUUGAAUAAAUUAUUAUUGAUAUU
Molecule: messenger RNA, 4007 nt
Organism: Linum trigynum
Lineage: Eukaryota; Viridiplantae; Streptophyta; Magnoliopsida; Malpighiales; Linaceae
Source: the annotation of a GenBank genome assembly